Messenger RNA from Gymnogyps californianus (California condor), 2133 nucleotides. RefSeq lists its product as uncharacterized. Gene Ontology annotation, molecular function: lipopeptide binding; exogenous lipid antigen binding; endogenous lipid antigen binding. The annotation marks the transcript as partial. NCBI's taxonomy places the organism in Eukaryota, Metazoa, Chordata, Aves, Accipitriformes, Cathartidae. Gene Ontology annotation, cellular component: external side of plasma membrane. The record is from RefSeq and is a predicted model, not a curated record. The transcript has 11 exons. Gene Ontology annotation, biological process: antigen processing and presentation, exogenous lipid antigen via MHC class Ib; antigen processing and presentation, endogenous lipid antigen via MHC class Ib; positive regulation of T cell mediated cytotoxicity.
GCAGACCAGGAGGGGACCUUCACUAUCCGGCUGCUCCAGACCUCCACCUUCCAAAACACCUCCUUCGUGGACACAGAGGGACUGGGCCUGCUGGAAGACAUCGAGCUCGGUUCUCUUGAUAAGCACACCUGGACCAUCCGCUUCUACCAGCCCUGGGUGCGCCCAGCCCUGCCCCGCAGUGACUGGGAUACCAUUGAGAACAUGAUCAAGAUCUAUUUGCAGGAGUUCAACCACCUGGUCAAUGAAGGUGCCAUGCAGAAGCAUGUGCCCUACCCCUUCGUGGCCCAGUGCAUGGCGGGCUGCAAGCUUUACCCGAACAGGACCUCCGAGGCCUUCGCCUAUGUAGGCUACAAUGGCCAGGACUUCCUCAGCUUCAACACAGACAAUACCAGCUGGAUCCUCUCCCAAGACACCGACCUGUCACGGUACGUCUGGGCCGUUCUCCAGAACUAUACCGCCUUCAGAGAGAUCCUGGAAGUCCUCUUCAAUGAUACCUGCAUCGAUGACAUGGAGGUGUUACUGCGCUACGGACAGGCAGCUCUGGAGAGACAAGAGCUGCCCGUGGCCACAGUCUUCGCCCGCUCGCCCAGCCCAACCCAACUCCUGCUGGUUUGCCGCGUCACCGGCUUCUACCCACGGCCCAUCAGCGUGGCCUGGCUGCGGGAUGGCCAGGAGGUGCCACCGGGCCCGGCGCUCAACACCAGCGCCAUCCUGCCCAAUGCCGACCUCACCUACCAGCUCCGCAGUGUCCUGGCCGUGGCCCCCCGUGAUGGGCACAGCUACGCCUGCCGCGUGCGCCACCGCAGCCUGGGCACCCGCAGCCUCCUCAUCCCAUGGGGGAACUCAGAGGUGGUGCUGAUUGCAGGGCUCGGGGCUGGGCUGCUGGCAGCUGUGACCGUGGCUGCCAUCACGGCGCUUUGGGUGUGGAGACGCAGUCACUGCUGCUGCCGCUUCAGCCUUGCUGCGUGCACCAUGCAGGCCCCUCACCUCCUCCUCGUCCUCUUUCUCCCCCUCCUCUUCCCCGGGAUGUGUGCAGACCCAGAGGCAGAGCCACAGGUUUUCCAGAUGCUCCAGACCAGCCUCUUCACCAACAUGAGCUCUGCCGAGGUGUACUUGGUGGCUUUCCUGGGGGACGUGCCCAUCUUUGCACUGGAUCCUGCCAACUGGAGCAUCCACUUCCAUUGGCCCUGGGCCCACCAGGCUGCAGCUGAGGGUGAGACAGAGAAGAUCAUGUCCCACAACAAAAUCUUUCUGCGCAAUAUGGUUCGAUACGUGCACGAAAUGGCCCAGAAGGCGCAAGUGGACUACCCAUUGGUGGUCCAGAUCCGUGUGGGCUGUGCGCUGCACCGCAACAGGACAAGCUGGGGCUUCAUGGACAUCGGGGAGGGUGGCAGAGACUUCAUAGCUUUCAAGGUGGAGAGGCAGCGCUGGGAGCCCCAGCAGCCAUCCCCGCUAGCAGACCUGGUCAGCAAGUCCCUCACCAGAAUGAAGGCCGUCACAGCGCUCCUGGAGCACCUCCUCUCCAUCUCCUGCCAGAGCCACAUCCUCACCCUGUGCAGGUAUGGGAAGGCUGAUCUGGAGAGACAAGAGCUUCCCGUGGCCACAGUCUUUGCCCGCUCGCCCAGCCCAACCCAACUCCUGCUGGUUUGCCGCGUCACCGGCUUCUACCCACGGCCCAUCAGCGUGGCCUGGCUGCGGGAUGGCCAGGAGGUGCCACCGGGCCCGGCGCUCAACACCAGCGCCAUCCUGCCCAAUGCUGACCUCACCUACCAGCUCCGCAGUGUCCUGGCCGUGGCCCCCCGUGAUGGGCACAGCUACGCCUGCCGCGUGCGCCACCGCAGCCUGGGCACCCGCAGCCUCCUCAUCCCAUGGGGAAACCACAGCACAGCUCCAACCAUCAGCAUCACCAUCGCAGUGCUGCUCCUUGUGGCCGCAGCCUCUGCCGGGGCGUUUUGGUGGUGGAAGCGCAGGAAAGGUGACAAGGCCACAUGGGAGACCCAGGAAUUCAUCAUUUGAGGCCUGGCUGCCCACAGAGCAACAAGCUCCCUCGCCGCCAGCUCUCCCUGCUCAUCUCUUGUCCCAUCCCUGACCCAUCAGCACUGACAGUGGUUUGCUGUGGAAAACCACCGCAUU